Messenger RNA from Aricia agestis (brown argus), 1433 nucleotides. It is a transcript of the gene Ccz1, whose product is annotated as vacuolar fusion protein CCZ1 homolog. Gene Ontology annotation, biological process: vesicle-mediated transport. The coding region runs from base 68 to 1417 and encodes 449 amino acids. The transcript has 11 exons. NCBI's taxonomy places the organism in Eukaryota, Metazoa, Arthropoda, Insecta, Lepidoptera, Lycaenidae. Gene Ontology annotation, cellular component: intracellular membrane-bounded organelle; Mon1-Ccz1 complex. The record is from RefSeq and is a predicted model, not a curated record.
CAAAAAUAGCAACAAAAAGUAAAAACAAAAUAAAAUUAUUUUACAUACAUUUUAUUAAAUUAAUACAAUGAUUGAUGUUAAAAACAAAGUUAAUUCUUUCUUUAUAUUUAAUUCAAACUUAGGACCGAAAGAAGGCGAUGAAUUAAAAAGGAUUCUCUUUUAUUAUCCAAGUGACACAAGCCCUAACAAUAGAAAAACGCAAGUAGGACUAUGCGAGGCAGUGGUGAAAUUCAUGACCACAUUUACGCCAGAACCUUGCGAAGCCCUACAGACUCAAACAAAAAGAUACAUCUUCUAUCAGCCCGAAAAAGAUUUUUGGUUGGUUCUAGUUGUGAGAAUACCUUAUGCCACUAAAGCAUUAUCAGCAACUGGUGAAAAAAAGGAAUUGGUGGAGCCAUCAGUGAUGUAUGAUUUACUGGCAUCUGCUUACAAAAUGUUUAAAAUGUUUUUUGGCCCUCUAAGCGAAAUACCUGUUGAUGAAGUAUAUGACAAAUGUGAGCAUUUUUUUGGGCCAUACAUAGCAAACAAAAAUGUUUCAAAUGAAGUAACAAACAUAAUACAGGGUAUAUAUUACCUACCUCUGCAGAAAAACUCAUUCUUCAAUGUGGUGUGUUUUAUUGACUUGCUGGAAAUUAAUUUUCCACAGUUCAAAUGUGUUUCAUUUGUAUACAAUGAUCAACUUAUAUGGAAUGGUCUCACAACAGAUGAUAUGCUCACUCUAUAUCAGUACCUGGUACAGACUUUACUCCCGAAGCUUGUUGAAAAAGAAAUACAGGGUGGUGCAGUUACAGCUGCCCAAAGGCAUGGCCGUUUCAUCAGUCCACCCGAUGGGAUACGAACCAAAGAGGAUUUGUUAAAGCUAAACAAAGUUUACCUAACAUUAGAGGACCAAACAGAAGCAAAGUAUUAUUAUCUAGUUAUAUACAGAACUUUAAGUGCAACUGUCACUUUUACGGUCGAUGUUGAUACAGCUCUCGACAUUGAUACGUUCCGGUCUUUAGAUACAUUCAUUGGCCCUCAAUUAUCAACGAUAGCAUCAUCAAUAGGAGAAGAAUGCACUAUUCAAGCUCUACAAAAUGCACAGAUCAAUCAUUCAGAUCAUAAGUUUAUAUACUUCAAUCGACUUAAUUUGGCGUUUAAAACCUCUUCCCCACCUUCGCUGACACCGUCCACGGCGAUCAAACCAGAAGUACUCAGUAUUAUAGCCGGCAUACACGCAGAUAAAAAGAGUCUCGGUGAUUUCGGCGAAGUUAUUAUAAAAACUCCCGACGAAUACUGGAUUACUGGGAAAUCUUCUAAUGAUAGAGAGUUCUAUGUUGUUAUUUACAAAAAAAAUGCAAAUCUCAAAGAAAUUGCAGAUGAAGUAAAACGAAUAUGUGAAGCUCAGAUGAAAGGAAUAUUUUUUUAUCCGAUGUAAUAAAAAAAUAGGAAUA